AUGGGUGCACCUAACAUGGACUUCUUAGUGCGCGAAUCCUCUUAUUUAUUCAAAGAUCAGCCGAUGGCGUUCGUUAGAGUCGGCACCUGCGGUAUCUUCAAACCAAAUGUCGCUCCAGGGGCUCUUUGUCUUGCAGAUAAAAUCUACUAUUGCCAGAGGAAUUACUCUUAUUUUGAUGGUAAUGUAACAGAAGGAAGCUCUUUUUCUGACUCUCCUUAUCUUAUCUCUGGGCCUGUAAAAGGCGAUGAAGAACUAAUUGAAAAAAUAAAAAGUAAUUUAGGAAAGAAAGAUGAUGUUGUUGUGCUCAAAGGACCCGCAAUUAGUGCAGAGACUUUCUAUAGCUGCCAGGGUCGGCGUUUCCCUGAUUUUUCUGACGAAAACAAAUCGUUAGUCGACACUUUUGUUGAUUUAGGAGUAAUAGGGUGCGAGAUGGAGUCGCAUCAAUUAUAUCACCUUUGCAAACAACGAACAGAUGCAAACCCAAAGAAAACAAAGACCAGAGCUGCCUCAGUUUGUUUAGGAGUUGUUAACAGAGUUGAUCCGAGCACCCCGGCGCACUUAACAAGACAAAGCGAGGAGUCGACGAAGCAAACAGUUUUGGCUGCGGCAGGGGCUGCGUUGGAUGCGUUGAUAUCGCUGCCUCUGUAA
This is a messenger RNA of Eimeria acervulina, 648 nucleotides long. Its product is annotated as uridine phosphorylase, putative. NCBI's taxonomy places the organism in Eukaryota, Apicomplexa, Conoidasida, Eucoccidiorida, Eimeriidae. The transcript is spliced from 4 exons. Gene Ontology annotation, biological process: uridine catabolic process. The record is from RefSeq and is a predicted model, not a curated record. Gene Ontology annotation, cellular component: cytosol. Bases 1 to 648 code for a protein of 215 amino acids. Gene Ontology annotation, molecular function: uridine phosphorylase activity.